Molecule: messenger RNA, 1029 nt
Organism: Pelagomonas calceolata
Lineage: Eukaryota; Pelagophyceae; Pelagomonadales; Pelagomonadaceae
Source: the annotation of a GenBank genome assembly
GAAAAAGUCUGGGACGCAAGGCCUCGUAGUAACGGCACCGGGGAGCAGCCCACGAUGGAAAAAUCACCGCCGCGAGUCAGCGUGGAGCCGGCGGACCAGCAGCGUGCCCUCGUCUCGGUCACCCCAGACCUCGGGUCAGCCGCACAGCAGACCGGAGCCAUGGCCCUCGCGCCACCGGUCAAACUAGCCGGCCCGGCCUACGCGACGGCGUUGGAACAGGCCAUGGCCGAGCAGCAGCGGGAAAUCGCGCUCUCGCGCAACGAGAUCGAGGCCGCGCGCCAGGAGGCGCUCCAAGCGCGCAGAAGCGAGGAGCACACGAAGACCGAGCUGAUUAAUGCCCGCGCCAAGUUCGCCAUGGACGUGGCGGAGAUCCGCGAGGGCGCCGCGCGAGAACUCGACGACCGGUGCGAGCGCCGGGCCGCGGACGCGAGAAAACGCGCGGCCGCAGCGGACGCAGCUGCCGCAGCUUCUCGUUGCGCCCUCGAGGCGCAUAGAGCGCAGGCGCGGCGCGACGUCGACGCCGCGCGGCAAGAGGCGGCGCGCGCGGACCGGGCCUCGAACCGACUGCUCUUGAUAUUGGUGCUGGCUGCCGUAGGUAUCGCGGCGCUGACGCAUCGCGCCGUGGUCACGUUGCCUCGCAAGCUCGAGCGGCGCACGUCGCGCGCGGCGCGGCUACGGGCGGCCCUUUCCGAAGCCGUCGCGUCGAACGAGCGAGCCGCCAACGCCUGCGUUCAGAAGAUUGCCGACGCGCACCGCGACGGCGCCCGCACGAAGCGCGACCGCCUCGAGGCCUGCGACGCCGCCGCCGCGGAGACGUCCCGGGCGCUCGCCGACGUCGCCGCAAAUCAUUAUUUUUGUGCGCCGGUCUCGGCCGUCGCGCGCGUCGUCGACGUCGCGGCGGGCGCCCGGGCCGCUUGUGCCGCGCCAGGCCUCGCGGACUCGGAGCCGGCGGCGUCGGCGAAGAUCCGCCUGUGAUGAAUUGUCGUCAUCGUUCCCCGGGAGAUCCCUGAGAUAAGACCAAGAAUGUGA